AUGAGCAUGAAUUACCCAAGUGUGGCGCCAACGCAGAGGUCGACGUCCUUUUUUAUAGAAGACAUUUUAUUGCACAAACCCAAGCCGCUGAGAGAAGUCAUCCCCUCGCCUUUCUGCGGCUCCUUGGCCUCGCGGAUGCCGAUCCUGGAGUAUGGAUACCCGCUGGUGCCCACGCCGAUCCUGGCCCCGCAUCCGCACCAUCCGCUCCAUAAGCCAGAGCAUCACCAGUACUUCUUCACGUCUGGCAUGCAGAUACCGGGCUUGUUCCAGCACCACGCAGACUUACCGGGGAAACACUGCAGACGCAGGAAGGCCAGGACGGUUUUCUCUGACUCGCAGCUUUCCGGCCUGGAGAAGAGGUUUGAAAUCCAGCGGUACUUGUCCACGCCGGAGAGAGUGGAGCUGGCAACCGCUCUCAGCCUUUCCGAGACGCAGGUGAAAACGUGGUUUCAGAACCGGCGGAUGAAGCACAAGAAGCAGGUGAGAAAAGCCCAGGACGAGUGCAAGACGAGUCCGGGAGAGAUGGACAGAUCUGCGGACAACUCAAGCGAGGGCGAAUCGGCGGAGAAGAAAGGUCCGCUGGAGGCGAACACUUAUCUGCUGGACGAAAACGACGACGAUGUUGAUAUCGAGGAUGAUAUUUGCUCUCCGGAUCAUCUUUUAUAGUGCAGCUGCCCCCCCCCCCCCCCUUUCCCGUAACUGCUCAUAUAGUAUAUUUUUGUAAAUAACGCUUUCUUUUACUGUAAUUAGAAAAUGUCUAUAAUGUUAAAAGAUGAUGUUGCUAUUUAUUCACACACCUGUUGAUAUGUUUGUGAUUGUUGUUUUUUUUUCAUGUGUGUACAAAACACGAACAUAUUUAUAACACGAUAUCGGCUAUCACUAACAUUUGUUAAUUGCAUAUCGCAGGGUCGGACUUAUUUAUUUUUAAAAUUUGUACUUGCAGAUAUUUUAUACACCCAAGCCGAAUCGACGUCUUUCAUAAAGAUACAUCAUGUAUGACUUCCUGUAUGCACAAUAUUUGGACUUUUUAUUUUGUAUUUGUUUGUAUUUGAUCAAUGUGUGACCUCGGACUCCAUGCUAUUUAAAUGUAUCAACUGUAAAGUCAAGAACAAGAUCAAUUAAAUGUUGUACUUUUUUUUUCUUUUAUGGACACACUGUAAACAUUUUCGUUGUAAAUUCCCAGUACAUUUUCAGCAAAAAAACGCAUUAUUUUCACAGUAACAUUUACUGUGAAGUUAUGUGAUGAGGUGGCGACUUGUCCAGGGUGUACGCCGCCUUCCGCCCAAAUGCAGUUGAGAUAGGCUCCAGCGACCCCCCGCGAUCCCAAAAGGGACAACCGGUAGAAAGUGAAUGGAGCGAUACUGUGACGUUAAAUACUGUGCAAUAUUGGUAUAGCGCCAUUUUUACAGUAAUUUGUUAACAGGGUCCAUUACAUUUAGAUUACAGUAUUUUACUGUGGUAUAAUAGUUUUUUGUUUUUGUUUUUUGGGGUUUUUACAAGGCAACAUAAUUUCCUGCAUGGGAAUGAGAGGAAGCAUUGAAAUUAAUUUUUGUUGGCAACACUGUAAAAAAUGUUUUUUGUAAAUUCACAGCAAAUUCCUGGCUAAUAAUUGCAUUACUUUCACAGUAACAUUUACAAUAAUUUACGGUGAAGUUAAGUGAUGUGCAAUAUAGCCUCAUUUUUACAGUAAUUUGUUGUCAGGGUCCAUUAAAUUUGGAUUACAGUAUUUCACUGUGAAAUAAUUGUUUGUUGUUUUGUUUAGUUUUUUACAAGACAACAUAAUUUUACUGGGAAUAAGAGGAAACAUUUAAAUUGUUUUGGGGUUUUUUCUGUGUUUUU
This is a messenger RNA of Nerophis ophidion (straightnose pipefish), 1839 nucleotides long. It is a transcript of the gene bsx, whose product is annotated as brain-specific homeobox. Gene Ontology annotation, molecular function: DNA binding; DNA-binding transcription factor activity, RNA polymerase II-specific. The transcript is spliced from 3 exons. NCBI's taxonomy places the organism in Eukaryota, Metazoa, Chordata, Actinopteri, Syngnathiformes, Syngnathidae. The coding region runs from base 1 to 666 and encodes 221 amino acids. The record is from RefSeq and is a predicted model, not a curated record. Gene Ontology annotation, biological process: regulation of DNA-templated transcription.